UUGAUUGAAAGACUUCUAUCACCUGCAUCUUCACUUCUCGGGGAAUUUGUUGCACCAUCCCCAGACUUCCAAGAACCGUUGUCCCCCGUACGCCAAGAUGCGGCUCGAUUUGAUUGCGCUACUGGCAACCGUUGGCGCCACGAUCGUCCAUGCAGUUCCCGUCGGCUACCAGCAAGCACAGCAAGUCGUGAUUGUCGGCGAGGCGUAUGUCGUCCAGCUGCAGGCAUACGUUCUCCAAUGGAAUACACCAGCUGCGCAGCUUCAAUUCAACAAGAUUCAAAGUCAACUCACAAACAUGGGCAUGUACCUUGGGGAGAUUACAGACGCCACCUGCAUAGAUACCCCCGAAUACGGAACGGACAAGGGUGUAACAGCAAUAUCUACACAGGCAGACGUCGUCUCAAUGUUGACACAGAUGCAAGUGGAUCUCAUCGAGCUCUCAGCAGGCAUUGUUAAGUUGGAUAUCGAGCUUGCCGUCCUGUCCUGGCAAUCCGCACAAAAUGACCUUUACAGUUGCUACAGCUACAUCUUCUCAUCGAGCUCAACGGCAUAGAGAGUCUGUAGCACUUUUGACGCAGAAACGGCUG
Molecule: messenger RNA, 587 nt
Organism: Baudoinia panamericana UAMH 10762
Lineage: Eukaryota; Fungi; Ascomycota; Dothideomycetes; Mycosphaerellales; Teratosphaeriaceae
Exons: 2
Coding region: 98-553 (151 amino acids)
Source: RefSeq, a predicted model, not a curated record